Juglans microcarpa x Juglans regia is the source of this 4152-nucleotide messenger RNA. Its product is annotated as ABC transporter B family member 4-like. Gene Ontology annotation, cellular component: membrane. The transcript is spliced from 13 exons. The record is from RefSeq and is a predicted model, not a curated record. The coding region runs from base 220 to 4110 and encodes 1296 amino acids. NCBI's taxonomy places the organism in Eukaryota, Viridiplantae, Streptophyta, Magnoliopsida, Fagales, Juglandaceae. Gene Ontology annotation, molecular function: ATP binding; ATP hydrolysis activity; ABC-type transporter activity. Gene Ontology annotation, biological process: transmembrane transport.
CUUUUGACUAAUCUUGCCUGAGUAUUGUGUAUUGGUACCACCUUCUGAGGAUUCGUUGGCUUUUCUGAUUAUUAUGUCGAACCUCACUCAUCCGUCCAGCCUUAACGAUGGGGUAGCUAAUUCAAAAGAAUGAUGUUUGUCUUGCAGCUAUCGUCGUAUAGUUUAAGUUGUUCGAAGUGAAUACAAAAAAUAGUGGAAAUAAGUAUUUCUCCAGACAACAUGGCUGAGGAAAAUACUUCCCAUGGAGAAAUAACCACAGAGCAGUCCACAGCAUGUACAAGCAAUAAAGUCGUAGAUUUAGGAAAAAAUCAAGAAAUCACGGACAACCAGCAACAUUCAAACAAGAACCAGGGGAAAGAGGAAAGCAUUAAUAGAGUACCAUAUUAUAAACUUUUCUCCUUUGCUGACUCCUUGGAUUAUCUGCUAAUGUUUGUUGGCACAGUUGCUGCUGUUGGAAGUGGAAUAUCUAUGCCUUUCAUGACCAUAAUCUUUGGAGAUACGAUUGAUUCUUUUGGAGGAACAGUAAAUACCAAAGAUGUAGUUCACAAGGUUUCCAAGAUAUCCCUAAACUAUGUAUACUUGGCUUUGGGAUCUGGCGUUGCAUCCUUUUUUCAGAUGGCUUGUUGGAUGGUGACCGGGGAGAGGCAGGCUGCAAGUAUAAGAAGUCUAUACCUAAAAACUAUUUUGAGGCAAGAUAUUGGCUUCUUUGAUAAGGAAACUAAAACAGGAGAAAUAGUUGGGAGGAUGUCAGGAGACACUGUACUUAUUCAAGAUGCAUUGGGCGAGAAGGUUGGAAAGUUCAUACAGUUGGUAGCAACAUUCAUAGGAGGCUUUGUUAUAGCAUUUGUCAAGGGAUGGCUUCUUGCCCUUGUCUUGCUAUCUUCCUUUCCACCUCUUGUCAUCUCUGCUGCUACCAUGAGCAUCAUUAUAGGAAAGAUGGCAUCCCGAGGGCAAACUGCUUAUUCGGUGGCAGCAACCGUAGUAGAGCAGACGAUUGGUUCCAUCAGAACUGUCGCAUCCUAUACAGGGGAAAAGGAAGCCAUAACUAAGUACAAAAAGUCUUUAACCGAAGCUUACAAGUCUGGUGUCCAAGAGGGCUUGGCUGCUGGGUUGGGAAUUGGUGCAGCUAUGUUUAUUAUAUUCUGCAGUUUUGCUUUGGCGAUAUGGUUUGGUGGGAAAAUGAUUCUUGAGAAGGGAUAUACGGGAGGGGAUGUCAUUAAUGUAUUUUUUGCCGCUCUGAUUGGCUCCUUUUCGCUUGGUCAGGCCUCUCCCUGCAUGAGCGCAUUUGCUGCUGGACAAGCUGCAGCCUUUAAGAUGUUUGAGACAAUUAACAGGAAGCCACAGAUAGAUGCUUACAACACUGAGGGACUGCAAUUAGAUGAUAUUUGUGGAGAUAUAGAACUAAGGGAUGUGCAUUUUAGUUAUCCUGCAAGACCUGGAGAACAAAUAUUCAGUGGAUUUUCUCUUUCAAUACCUAGUGGUACAACCUCUGCUUUGGUUGGGCAGAGUGGAAGUGGGAAAUCAACAGUAAUCAAUUUGAUCGAGAGAUUUUAUGAUCCACAAGCAGGUGAGGUUCUUAUUGACAAAAUCAAUCUUAGAGAGUUCCAACUAAAGUGGAUCAGAAAGAAAAUUGGCCUUGUCAGCCAAGAACCUGUGUUGUUUACUUCUAGCAUUAAAGACAAUAUUGCUUAUGGUAAGGAUGGGGCAACUACUGAAGAGAUAAGAGCUGCUGUUGAGCUGGCCAAUGCUGCUAAAUUCAUUGAUAAACUGCCUCAGGGACUAGACACGAUGGUUGGUGAGCAUGGAACUCAGUUAUCUGGGGGUCAAAAGCAGAGAGUUGCUAUAGCCAGAGCCAUUCUAAAAGACCCAAGAAUUCUACUACUAGAUGAAGCCACAAGUGCUCUCGAUGCAGAAUCUGAGAGAAUUGUGCAGGAAGCAUUGGAUAGAAUUAUGACCAAUCGAACAACCAUUAUUAUUGCUCAUCGAUUGAGUACAGUGAGGAAUGCUGAUAUGAUUGCAGUUAUACAUCAAGGGAAAAUUGUUGAAAAGGGUACACACUCUGAGCUUACUAAGGAGCCUGAAGGACCAUAUAGCCAGCUUAUACGGUUGCAAAAUCUUAGCACAGUGUCAGAACAAAAUGCUUUAGAUGACCAGGACAGGCUAGAACCUAUGAAUUCUGGAAGAAAUUCAAGUCAAAGAUUUUCUUUGUUACGAUCCAUAAGUCGGAAAUCAUCUGGAAUUGGAAAUAGUAGUCGUCACUCAUUCUCAAUUGCAUUUGGUGUGCCAACUACAAGUAUGCUGGAAACAGAACCUGUAGAAAGUAAUGCUCAAGCUUUAGCACCAACCCAACUACCUCCAGAAGUGUCACUUCGCCGUCUGGCUUAUCUUAACAAGCCAGAGAUCACAGUGUUACUUCUUGGCAGUAUAGCUGCAGCAGCCAAUGGGGCAAUUUUUCCUGUUUUAGGGAUGGUAAUCUCUGGCAUGAUCAAAACUUUUUAUGAACCAGGAGAUGAGCUCCGUAAGGACUCAAAAUUUUGGGCAUUAAUCUUUAUUUUACUUGGUGUGGCAUCUCUAUUGGCCCAACCUUCACAAUCAUACUUCUUUGCUGUUGGUGGAUGUAAGUUGAUAAGACGGAUCCGAUUAAUGUGCUUCAAGAAAGUGGUUUAUAUGGAAGUAAGUUGGUUUGACGAAGCUGAGCACUCAAGUGGUGCACUGGGUGCAAGACUCUCUGCAGAUGCAGCUUCGGUGCGAGGCCUAGUUGGAGUUGCACUUGGUUUGCUUGUUCAAAAUAUUUCAAGUGCUAUUGCUGGCUUGGUUAUUGCUUUCACAGCAAACUGGAUAUUGGCUCUGAUAAUCCUUGUUUUGCUACCUCUCAUAGGAAUAAAUGGAUACGUUCAAAUGGAGUUCAUGAAAGGAUUCAGUGCUGAUGCAAAGAAAAUGUAUGAAGAAGCAAGUCAAGUUGCAAAUGAUGCAGUGGGGAGUAUAAGAACAGUUUCUUCUUUCUGUGCUGAAGAGAAGGUGAUGGAAUUGUACCAUAGAAAAUGUGAAGGCCCAAUUAAGACUGGUAUAAGGCAAGGGUUAAUCAGCGGAGUAGGUUUUGGGCUAUCAUUCUUCUUGCUGUUUGCAGUAUAUGCAUGCAGUUUUUAUGUUGGAGCCCGACUUGUAGAGGAUGGCAAGACAACAUUCUCAGAAGUUUUUCGUGUUUUCUUUGCUCUUACAAUGGCUGCCGUGGGAAUUUCUCAAUCAAGUUCCCUGGCCCCUGAUGCAAGUAAAGCAAAGAGUUCUGCUGCUUCUAUAUUUGCAAUUCUUGACAGGAAAUCAAAGAUAGAUUCUAGUGAUACCUCUGGAAUGACGAUAGAAAAUUUAAAGGGAGAUAUUGAGCUCCACCAUGUCAGCUUCAGGUAUCCCACGAGACCUGAUGUUCAGAUAUUCAGGGAUCUUUGCUUGGCUAUUCAUUCUGGCAAGACGGUUGCUUUGGUUGGCGAAAGUGGGAGCGGAAAGUCAACAGUGAUCUCCUUGUUGCAGAGGUUUUAUGAACCUGAUUCUGGUCAUAUUACACUGGAUGGAAUUGAAAUUCAAAAGCUACAGCUAAAGUGGCUUAGGCAGCAAAUGGGCUUGGUGAGUCAGGAGCCUGUGUUAUUUAAUGACACCAUCCGAGCCAACAUUGCCUACGGAAAGGAAGGAGAUGCAACAGAUGCAGAAAUUUUAGCCGCAGCAGAAUUAGCAAAUGCUCACAAGUUUAUUUGUAGUUUGCAGCAGGGGUAUGAUACAACAGUAGGUGAGCGUGGGGUCCAAUUGUCUGGGGGACAAAAACAACGAGUGGCAAUAGCUCGGGCAACUUUGAAAGCUCCCAAAAUAUUACUACUCGAUGAAGCCACUAGUGCUCUUGAUGCUGAGUCUGAACAGGUGGUUCAAGAUGCAUUGGAACGAGUUAUGGUACACCGGACCACGGUGGUGGUGGCUCAUCGUUUGUCUACAAUUAAGGGAGCAGAUUUGAUUGUGGUGCUCAAAGAUGGGGUGGUGGUGGAGGAGGGAAAACAUCAAACUUUGCUCAAUAUCAAGGACGGUAUUUAUGCUUCGUUGGUAGCAUUACAUACAAAAGGUUCUUAGCAAGGAAGAAUGAAAGGCUUGAUCUAUUUGUCCUUCCACAAA